Pararge aegeria (speckled wood butterfly) is the source of this 1408-nucleotide messenger RNA. RefSeq names its product vacuolar protein-sorting-associated protein 25-like. Gene Ontology annotation, molecular function: inositol-1,3,4,5,6-pentakisphosphate 2-kinase activity; structural molecule activity; protein homodimerization activity. The record is from RefSeq and is a predicted model, not a curated record. NCBI's taxonomy places the organism in Eukaryota, Metazoa, Arthropoda, Insecta, Lepidoptera, Nymphalidae. The transcript has 2 exons. The coding region runs from base 61 to 1263 and encodes 400 amino acids. Gene Ontology annotation, cellular component: ESCRT II complex; nucleus. Gene Ontology annotation, biological process: inositol phosphate biosynthetic process; protein transport to vacuole involved in ubiquitin-dependent protein catabolic process via the multivesicular body sorting pathway.
GAACUGUUUAUUGUUUUCAAUACUAUACUCGAAACAUCUUGAAACAUUUUGGCAAAAACUAUGACUCUAAUCGGGAAAAAAUAUAAAUAUAUCAACGAAGGGAAUGCACACAUCGUUCUUCAUAUAACCGACACCGACUAUGUGAUACGAAUAAUAAAAGAAAAUGGAAGAACCACUGAUAUCAAUACAGUUUCAAACUGUGUCAAUUUCGUGAAUAUUAUCAUGGUUCCAUUGAUUUUCGGUUACAAUAAGUACAACCAUGAAAUAGUGAAGCUGUCCUCUCAAGAAAUAGCUAAUUUAACCUUAAAUUUAAAGGAAAUUCGACCGAAACACAGACAAAUAAAAUCAGUUUUCAGCAAAUUUGCUAUAAAAGCACCAAAUCUGGCUAUGAUCACUCCAAAUAGUAUAAACUACUGCUUGGAGUUAAAACCCAAAGAAGGUUUUUUAUCACAUAGUUUCAAGAAUAUCUCUAAAUGCUAUUACUGCCUCAAACAGUUCCUGAAAGUUAAAGAAAAACAAAUUGAACACAGAAGCAGUUAUUGCCCUUUAGACUUAUUCUCUGGUGAUAAACAAAGAAUGAAAAGAGGUCUUUUAAACCUAUUGAGGAAUCCGCAGAAUAAUUUAAAACUGUUUAUAAAUGAGAAUGUUGUUUAUAAUGAGAGUUCAAACAUAAAAAAAUUUGAAGAUUUUAUUAAAAGUAAUUUUUUUAAUUCAGUAAAUAUAUUUCUGGAUUUUAUUAUCAAUAUAUUACUUGGCAAAGGAAACUCAAAUCUCAUAUUAGAAGAAUCUCCUGAAUUAACAUCUGAAACUCCUGUGAACUGUACUGAAAGUAAAGAACUAGAUACAGAGAGUUUUCUUUACAAAUUACUCCUAAUGCAGAAAAUAGCAGAAAUAUUCAAAAUUGAGACUGCUAAUGUUGCUACGGAUAAAAAUGAUCAUCUGGAAUAUGUACCAGUAUUACUUAAUUUAGUAAAGGAGCAAAAUCUUGAUUUAACUAAUGAAAAUGAUAGAAUAAAGUUUUUGGACACUGUGGAAGAAAAACAUCUAGCUUUAAUAUCUGCUGUAGCUAAAGAUUGUUCUAUAAUGAUAGCUUAUUCACUCACUCCUAAGGAUAACUCACCUUCAAUUAAAUUCGGUGAUAUGAAUAUUUUCUAUACAGUAUCUGUAACUGACCUAGAACCGAAAGGGGCUAAGACUUUAGCAAAAAGAAAGAAAACAGAAAAAAUGCUUUUAGAAAUUAAUGAAAACAUACUCAAAUCAUAAACAAGAUUGUAAUCCAACCGCACGCCGAAACCAGAGCAAAACAACUAGAAGCAUGGCAACAAUUAAUAGCAAUAUAUUUAAAAUCAAAUAAACAAUCCACCAUAGAUAUUAGAGAAGCAUCAAACAGUCCACUAUUUAAUAAUAC